This is a messenger RNA of Parnassius mnemosyne (clouded apollo), 648 nucleotides long. The record is from the annotation of a GenBank genome assembly. Lineage: Eukaryota; Metazoa; Arthropoda; Insecta; Lepidoptera; Papilionidae.
AUGAACAACAAACGUUUGAUUGAGGCUGUGAGGAAGUAUCCAGCAUUAUAUGAAAUGAGCGAUAGGAAAUAUAUAAACUCCAAUUAUAAGUCUUCAUUAUGGGUCAAAAUAGGCGAAGAAAUCAAAGAAACUGAUGCGAAUUGCAAAAAAAGAUGGUCAAAUAUUAGAGAUCAAUUCAAAAGAACACUAAACAAAAAAGAAACAAUAAGUAGGCAAAGUUCUACCGCUAUAAAGAAAUAUAAGAAUAAGGAGAUCCUACAAUUUUUGCUAACCUACAUUCAAAAUCGUAAAACGAUAUAUAAUAUCGAAGACGACGAUACAGACACAAAUAAAUUGGUGAAACAACAAGAGCAAGAGUCACAAGAGAUGGGGACAGACAAUAAUCAAUGCACGAAAGAGAUAAGAAACGAAGGAGACACAGACACCCAACGAGCUAGGGUUACAGGAGACAGGGUCACAGAAAUACAAAGUAACGAUGAAUCUACUACACAACAGAGUGGUAAAAGUAGUAAUUGUAGCAGUGGUAAAGUCAGUAAAAGUCAUACAGUGCCACACAAACAGUCCUCAUCUGAAACUUUAAUGAAGUACAUUAUUGAAAAUAACGCAAAGAAGCAAAAUGAAUAUAAUAAAUCACACCCAAACAAAUAG